CCAACAAUCCACCAUAAUGUCGAAUCCAAAUUCACUAUACGGCAUUCCCCGCUCCAAAUCAACCCCUCAAUCUCAAUCUAAUGCCCCUUCCUCCUCUACCCUCGCUUUCACAACAGCUCUUUCCUCCCUCAUCAACAAAGAUGCUGACUCCUCCACCCGCGGCCGACCCCGACCAUCCAAAACCAACAAAUCAGACAUCUUCGCGCGCCCCAACAAAGGCGCCCAGAAACGUGCCGCCGCUGACCUCCGCGACGAUGACACCCACCAAACACAUCAGCGAUCCCAAGACAUUGGGGGCGUAGACACCGCCACGCUGCACCGCUCCAAGCGGCGUAUGGAGGAGAAGGCGCGGAUGUACGAGGAUCUGAAGAAGGGGCUGUACCUGGCGGCCGGGAGCGACUCGGAAGAGGAAACGCAGGACGAGUAUCUCGCGCGACUACGGCGGCGGGAGAAAGAGGGGCUGGUGGAUUUUGAUCAGAAAUGGGCAGAUGCGCAGCGAGGGAAGGGUUCUGGGAGUGACGGCGAGGAAGAAGAGGAGGAGGAGGAUGCUGAUGAGAACGCAUCGGUUAUUUCGUAUGAAGAUGAGCUUGGUCGGGCUCGUCGGGGGACCAGAGCCGAGGCGACUCGUGCGGCCCGAUUAAAGGAGGAAGAGAGCGAACGGGGUGACGCGAAGGAACGUUGGCGGCCUUCUCGGCCGGACAAUCUGAUCUAUGGGGCUGCUGUGCAGGCUGAGGCGUUCAAUCCUGAUGCCGGUUUGGCGGCGCAGAUGUCGUACCUGGCUAAGCGGAGAGAUCGGUCUCCUACUCCACCGGAAGAGACGCAUUAUGACGCGGACGCGGAGGUCCGGAAUCGGGGCACCGGAUUUUAUGCCUUCUCCAAAGAUGAGAAUGUGCGCCGGCAGCAGAUGGAGGAUCUUAUGAACGUGCGGAAUGAAACUCAGCACGAACGGGAAGUCCGCCGAGAGAGAAAGGCAGAGCGAGAGCGGGUUAAAGAUGAACGGCGGAAGAAGAUUGGAGAGUUACGGUCAAAGAGGCAGGCGGAGAUUUUUCUUGCUAAGCUGGGAGAUGUUGGUGUUUGAUGUAUUUCCUGUAUAUUAUGCUCUAAGAUUUCUAAGAUACCCCUUUGCUCUGCUAGAUCAU
Messenger RNA from Aspergillus pseudotamarii, 1139 nucleotides. RefSeq names its product CCDC174 family protein. Bases 17 to 1078 code for a protein of 353 amino acids. The transcript has a single exon. Gene Ontology annotation, cellular component: nucleus. The record is from RefSeq and is a predicted model, not a curated record. Lineage: Eukaryota; Fungi; Ascomycota; Eurotiomycetes; Eurotiales; Aspergillaceae.